This is a messenger RNA of Zygotorulaspora mrakii, 1374 nucleotides long. RefSeq names its product ubiquitin-specific protease UBP8 (gene UBP8). NCBI's taxonomy places the organism in Eukaryota, Fungi, Ascomycota, Saccharomycetes, Saccharomycetales, Saccharomycetaceae. Bases 1 to 1374 code for a protein of 457 amino acids. Gene Ontology annotation, molecular function: cysteine-type deubiquitinase activity; zinc ion binding. The record is from RefSeq and is a predicted model, not a curated record. Gene Ontology annotation, biological process: protein deubiquitination. The transcript has a single exon.
AUGACUGGAUGUCGGCAUAUUCAACAAGUAUUUGAGAAUGAAAAAUCAAAGGAAGGUGUUUUAAAGACAUGCAAUGCAGCAAGAUAUAUGUUAACUCAUUUUUCAGCUAAGGAUAAAUACUUACAUGCGAUGACAUGUUCAAAAUGCCAUGAGAUUAAUCGCGGAACAACGUUCAUGUGUCUUCAAUGUGGAUUUUGCGGGUGCUGGAAUAACUCACAUUUUCUCACCCAUAGUAAGAAGGUUGGGCAUGUUUUUGGGAUAAGUUCCAGUAAUGGAUUGCUUUUCUGUUUCAAAUGUGGAGAUUAUAUCGGAGAUGUUGAACUAAUAAUGGUUUCAAUGCUCAAUAAGCAUUGGGAAGACGUAUCUUUAAAGACUGUGGUACCAAAGAUGAACCAAAGAGAUGGUCUGAGUGGCUUAUUGAAUAUGGGAUCUACGUGUUUCAUGAGCAGUAUUUUGCAGUGUUUGAUUCGAAAUCCUUAUUUCUUUCAGUUUUCUAUAAGUCAUUCACAUACUAAAAUCUGUCCUGUUCAAGAUAUGUCCUCAUGUAUAUCCUGCGCGUUGGAGCAAAUGGUACAUCAGUUUUAUGGUUCCCCUUACAAACACCAGGAACCAUAUGCCGGCUUCAUUGGCUUACUCACAUCUUCGUGGAAAAGAAAUGAAAAUCUUGCAGGCUAUUCACAACAGGAUGCACAUGAAUUUUGGCAAUUUUUAUUGAAUCAAAUACAUAAUGAUUAUUUGAGAUGUCACAACAAAGAAAAUGACAAGCAGCAUAAUGACGUCUUAUGCGAGUGCGUUGCUCAUCUAUCCUUUCAAGGGCUUCUUAAGAGCUCUAUAGUUUGCCCAGCUUGUCAUAACAUCUUUAGAACAACUUUCGAUCCUUUCAUGGAUUUGUCCUUAAACAUCAAAGAUAAAUCCACUCUUUACAACUGUCUGGACAGCUUUCAUAAAGAAGAGCAAUUGCAUGAUUUUGACUACCACUGCGAUAUAUGUAAUACAUCAGAGGAUGCUAUCAAACAACUAAGCGUUUACAAAUUGCCUCCUGUUCUGGUUUUACAGUUAAAGAGAUCAGAACAUCUUUUAAAUGGGAAUAGCGUCAAGCUGGAUAACUUCGUAGAAUACCCCUCAUAUUUGAACAUGAAAAAUUACCUUGAUAACGAAGACACCAUGAGAAUGACCCCAGACGUCAUCUAUGAAUUGAUAGGUGUUGUCUCUCAUAAGGGCAGCGCCAGCGAAGGUCAUUAUAUAGCAAUUACCAAAGUAUCAGGUGGCCAAUGGUUUAAGUUCAAUGAUUCGAUGGUUUACUCGCUGACUGAAAAGGAAGCAUUAAGCGAGCAAGCAUACUUACUCUUUUAUGCGGCCUUGCAAGUCAAUUAG